This is a messenger RNA of Chelonoidis abingdonii (Abingdon island giant tortoise), 634 nucleotides long. NCBI's taxonomy places the organism in Eukaryota, Metazoa, Chordata, Testudines, Testudinidae. The record is from RefSeq and is a predicted model, not a curated record.
UCAAGGCCAGUCCAUGAACCUGGGGUCGGCGGAGGAGGAGCUGAGAUGUCUCUGUGAAGCACUAACAGCUCCAGACCCUGAGACUCUGUUUCAGGCAUCUUCCAAAAUGGCCAGGGUUGUUAGCGAGUGCUUUCCCUCAGAACAGGCCACAGACUUUAUUAGCACUACAGUGGAUGUUAUGCUGUCUGCUAGCCCCACCUGUGCCACGGCAGCUAGACCGUGGAUGAAGAUCAUCCUGAAGGAGUGUGGAGAUGCCAUGCUGGACCAGGUACCAGAUAUCCUAGAUAUAAUAUAUAGCCACAUGCCUACUAUCCAGAAGGGCAGCUUGAGGCAGUUCCUGGUGGAGGCAGUGUCCAUUCUAGCUCACCAUCACCUAGAGGCAGUGAUCUCCAGCCUCCCUAGCAAACACCUGCUGAUGGACAGUGACACCACUGAGCUGUGGAGAUCUCUGUGGGGAGACCUCUUGCUAGCCACUCAAGUCCUACAGGUCCUAAUAGACAAAAUAAAAACUCCAACAAGCCAAGAAGGCAGCAUCACCUCAGAGACUGAAAUUGACAGGCAUUUGACACCUGCUGAACCUCUCUCAGCUUUUUAUCCAAGCAUUAGAGUCUGUGCUUUUCAAGGGUGGGAAUGA